This is a messenger RNA of Fraxinus pennsylvanica, 585 nucleotides long. NCBI's taxonomy places the organism in Eukaryota, Viridiplantae, Streptophyta, Magnoliopsida, Lamiales, Oleaceae. The record is from the annotation of a GenBank genome assembly.
AUGAACUGUGUGUUCUGGAUAUUCUAUGGUUUACCAAUUGUUCAUCCUGAUAGCCUUCUUGUUGUUACCAUCAACGGCAUUGGUCUCGCCAUGGAGUUGAUCUAUCUAUGCAUUUUCUUCGUCUUCACCAGCCCCAAAAAUAGAAGAACCAUUCUGCUUUUUCUUCUGGGUGAGAUAGCAGUGUUUGCUGUUAUGGUUGUCUUAACACUCCAUUUCUUCCACUCCCACCAAGCAAGAUCCAUGUUUGUGGGUGUGGUCUGUGAUAUCUUUGGUAUCAUUAUGUACGGAUCCCCUCUGUCUAUCGUUAGAAAGGUAUUUAAAACAAAGAGUGUAGAAUUCUUGCCAUUUUGGCUGUGCUUCGCUGGUUUCAUGAAUGGACUCUUCUGGUUUACGUAUGCUUUCCUCAAGACUAUUGAUCCCUAUCUCGCUGUUGGAAACGGAAUUGGAGCACUUCUAGGGUUGAUUCAGCUCUGCGUAUAUGUAUAUUUUAGCCAUUUCGGGAAGGCACGACAAGGUGUUAUGCCAUCUGAAGUGCCACUCGAGUCCGCCGGAAUAGAUUGGAAGCCAUCAGCACCACCCCUCUGA